AUGAUUGCAAUAGAACCGCAAGAGAAAUCGAUUGGGCCAACAAUAACAAUAGUGACGAUUGAGCCGAGGUCGAUCCCCAUAACCGACAUCAAGUCAGAGACCAAGAGCAAGACCAAACUCGAUAAGCCAACAUCGGACACAAAGAGGAAGCCCAAAGCGGAGACAAAGACGAAGGCAGCGCCCAAAGCAAAGAGCAAGUCAGACACAAAGAGCAAACCCAAGACAGAGACAAAACCCAAGACGGAAACGAAGAACAAAUCGGAGACAGAAACAAAAACAAAGCCAGAUGCGAAGACAAAAGUCGAGCCGAAGAAAAAGACAAAUCCAGGGAAAAGGAUGAUCAACCUGGGAACGGCGACGAAGAUUCUACUGGGAUAA
Molecule: messenger RNA, 378 nt
Organism: Penicillium coprophilum
Lineage: Eukaryota; Fungi; Ascomycota; Eurotiomycetes; Eurotiales; Aspergillaceae
Exons: 1
Coding region: 1-378 (125 amino acids)
Source: RefSeq, a predicted model, not a curated record